AUGAUUGCCCUCUAUGACUGCAUCAAUCGCUAUAUUGUCAAUUUUGAAAAACUGGGCAAAUCACUAGGGGAAGAUGACAUUUUCAAUGCGCUGCUAAACUCUUCGCGAAACUUGACAACUUCUAUUGCUAAGAUUAAUCUUCUCGUUGAAAGCCUCUACUCUUCGGUUAUUCUGCUCAACCUUUACAAACGUGAUCACAGUUUGGAAUCCAAACUUGGACCGUUUCUCCAGAAUCUGCAUCAGCUGGACAAGGUUACCUUUCUUACUGACAAGUACCUGAACGAAGCUCCAGUUGAAAGCGCUAUUUACCUGGGGGACUUUAUCUCUUUGUCUUUUCAACUCAACAUUGCUGGCGACAAAAGAAUCUUCUACAAGAUGCUGAUUUCGCUCAUUUGCUUUAGCAAAUCUAAAGAGUGUCGAGACAAAGCUAUUUCCCUGCUAAAUGAACUGGCGAAAUCAAACAGUAGUCUAAUCAGCGAAAUGGUGCAGACGUUUUUCGAUCUUUACGGCACUGAAGCGGAAACUACUGCGGUAGAAGACAGCAGUAAAAGCGACGCACAGUUUCUGGCGAAAUGCGUUCAGGUUCUCAUCAACUCUGAGCAAAUUGCCGAAAAAUCAGAGUUUGAAGUGCACAAGUUUGCCUUGGAAUGUGUGAAGAUAUGUCAUAUUCCACGGGUGUACCACUAUCAGCCAAAUCUGUUCCAGACUUUCCUGUGCAAACGAUUUGACAAGGGCGAAAUUGCCACUUUUGUGGAGAAGAACACUAGUGCUCUCGUCAACAUUGUCUUUAGCAGCAGUCUAUCUGAUCAGAUCAAGCUGAACACUGUCAAAACGCUCUCAAAGUUGAAUGCCAACAAGUUUAUCAGCUGCUUUGUUCGCGAGGUUAAUGCAAAUCUUGACCAGCUGUUGAUUCCGCUCAAAUCAGUGACCUCCACUGAGGUGGAAAUCUUUAAAACGCCACAAGGAACUCUCUAUGACAAGGCAGUUGUGAAAGCUGCUGGCGACACAAGCGCAGAUAAGAAUGUGCGUCGAGAGAACAAACUGUACUCUUUUAAAGAUCAGCUGGCGGAGAUGGAGUUGCGCAAGGAUCUGGAGGCAAAGAGUAAGCACACCGACCUCGAUUUGAGCAAGCUCACUAAAAAGCAAGAAGAGGUGUACAAGGCACAGCUGGCAAAGGAGGAGGACGUUCGAAAUCGCCUAAAGUUGCUCGAUGGAAAGCUGUCCUUUAACUUGGACGUCUUGCUCGCCAUGAUCCGCUCCAACCCUUUGGUCGCGUCGAUUCACUUUAAGGAAAUACCGUCCACCUUGGUCAACCUGUUUACGUCGGAGCUGUGUUACGAACGAAGCAAGGCCUUUACUCUGGCAAUCAGCCGCCCAAUGAUGGUCUCACCGGCAACCUGCAACGACCUCGAGUACAACAAGUUUGUGGACACUGCCGCCUUCACCCUGGUGCGUCUCUACCGCAACCCAGCUGACCCCGACAAUGAGCUGCUGCAGCUGAUUGCACGACUAGUUGAAUACCUCUACAAGCGCACCUGCCCAAACAGCGGCUCGGGCUAUGAUGAGACACUGAACCGAUUAGCGGCACAAAACCGCCUCUCGACUCCGGCAUUUGCCUUCGUCUUUCCGCUGUUGCGCUUUGUUUUGCUUCAGCUGAAAGCCUCGGCGGAAAACUAUGACCAGAUGGUGGACCGGUGUUUGCAAGUUAUUACCCAGCACUCGCUGCACCGAAAUGAUUCGGCUGAGAAGAAGGGGGACAGCGGCUUGAAGGACCCGCAAAAUAUGCCAAACAAACUGGUACUGGAGACGCUGGUCAAGUUUAUGGAAAAGAACUUGCCGGACCAUGAAAAGACGGCCGCCUCUGCGGUGAUUAGCACCGUUGGCUGCAUCAACGGCAGCGCUGGCUGUGGCAUGGCGUCACCGGGCGACAUAUUUGUGCUGCUAAACUCGCUCACCCAUCUCAACGACCUGAUCCGCCAGACGUGCUUUCAGGCGCUAGACGACCUGUCGACGGCCGUUUUGCCGCUCCUAAAGGAGGAGGACCACUGCAAGGAGAAGCUGCGACAUCGCGUCUUUAUCGGCCGCUUUGACACGCUGCCCGAGUGCCAGGCCUUUGCCAAUCAGAUAUUUGAGCGAUGCGCCUUUGAGACGAGCGGCAAAAUGCUGGAGACCAUUCUCGAGGACGACAUUGAGAAUGCCAAUGCAGUGCUCGUGGUGCCCGUGUCAGAGGCUUAUCGCUUCCUUCUCAAGCAGUACCCUGAACGGCUGGGCGAGUUUUAUGAAAAGCUGACCAAGUUUUACAGUGAAAAGGCCAAGGCGUCGGUUCCUUCGACGGACGCUUUCGGACGGCCGUUGGCAAAGGAUCACGUCGAUCACUACGAGCAGCGACUGGCCGUUGCGUGUAUCUUUAAAAACAUCGCCGAAUACUUUUCCGAGGAUCAAGUGAAGAGCUUCAUCAAGUUUCUCAUUCCCUCUGCCCUGAGCGACAACAAUGAGUCAGUUCGGAAUGUGAUGCUCGAAGCCGGCUGUCAGCUGAUUGACUUUCACGGAAAGAACAAUGUCAACUACCUGCUAGAUGUGUUUGAGGUCUUUCUCGAUUCAGCCCCUGACGACCACCGAAACGACCUGGUGCGCAAGAGUGUCAUCAUCUUUAUGGGCACGCUGGCCAAGCAUAUUGACGGCAGCAAUCCCAAACUGAAGCCCAUUCUCAGCAAACUGGUGGAGACACUGUCCACCCCGUCGCAGAUUGUCCAGGAGGCGGUGGCCAACUGCCUGCAGUACCUGAUUCCCAAGUUCAUCGACGACGCGCCGGCACUCCUUCAAAAGCUGCUUCAAUUUCUCUUUGAGUCGGAAAUUUACGGCGAGCGAAAGGGCGCCGCCUACGGCAUUGCCGGCAUCGUCAAGGGACUGGGCAUUCUCUCGCUCAACAAGCUGGGCAUCAUGGACGCCCUGACGCAGGCGAUUCAGGCCAAGGACAAGCCCAACAAUCGCGAAGGGGCGCUCUUUGCCUUUGAGAUGCUCUCCUCCAUGCUGGGCCGCCUCUUUGAGCCGUACAUUGUCCACAUUCUGCCGCACCUCCUCGACUGCUUUGGCGACUCGAGCGUCCGCGUGCGCCAGGCGGCCGAUGACAGCGCCAAGGUGAUCAUGUCCAAGCUGAGCGCUCCCGGCGUGACGCUCAUUUACCCGGCCAUUUUGACCGCCCUGGAGGACGACUCGUGGCGCAAAAAGACCAGCUCCAUUGAGCUGCUCGGCUCGAUGGCGUACUGUGCGCCCAAGCAGCUCUCGCAGUGUCUGCCCAAGAUUGUCCCCAAGCUGAUGGACGUCAUUACCGACUCGCACCCCAAGGUGCAGCGCUCUGCGGCGCAGGCACUCAAGCAGAUUGGCUCGGUGAUCAAGAACCCCGAGAUUCAGGCGAUUGUGCCGACGCUGCUGGAGGCGCUGCAGGAUCCGGCCAACAAGACCAACACCAGCCUCAACACGAUGCUCACCAUGAAGUUUGUGCACGUCAUUGACCCGCCCUCGCUCGCCCUCAUUAUGCCCGUCAUUGAGCGAGCUUUUCUCAAUCGCUCCACUGAAACGCGCAAAAUGGCCUCGCAGAUUAUCGGCAACAUGAACGCGCUCACCAAGAGCAAGGACCUGUCGCCCUAUCUGCCGUCCAUUAUUCCCGGCCUCAAAAACUCGCUCCUCGAUCCGGUGCCCGAGGUGCGCGGCGUCACUGCGCGCGCUCUCGGCGCCAUGGUCAAGAGUCUGGGCGAGGAGAUUCUCGCCGACCUGCUGCCCUGGCUCAAGAGCAUGCUCAUCUCGGAGAUGAGCUCGGUGGAUCGGUCGGGAGCGGCGCAGGGCCUGUCCGAGGUGCUCGGCGGUCUGGGCGUCAACAGCCUGCAGACCUUUAUGCCGGAAAUUAUCGCCAUCACGGAGCGCACCGACGUGCCGCCGCACGUCAAGGACGGCUACAUAAUGAUGUUCAUCUACCUGCCGCUGGUCUUUACGCAGCACUUUGCCGCCUACAUUUCUCAGGUGGUCAAUCCCAUUUUGAAGGCGCUGGCGGAUGAAAAUGAAUUUGUGCGCGAAACCUCUCUCCGAGCGGGCCAGCAAAUUGUCAACAUGUACGCAGAGACGGCCAUUCAGCUGCUGCUGCCCGAGCUGGAGCGCGGCCUCUUUGAUGACAACUGGCGAAUUCGCUACAGCUCGGUGCAGCUGCUGGGCGACCUGCUCUUUAAGAUUAUCGGCGUCACGGGCAAGAUGACCACCGAGUCGCACAGCGAGGACGACAACUUUGGCACGGAGCAGUCGCACAAGGCCAUUCUGGAUGCCUUUGGCGAGGACCGACGCAACACGAUUCUCUCUGGACUGUACAUGGGCCGCUCUGACGUGGCGCUGCAGGUGCGCCAGGCGUCUCUGCACGUCUGGAAGGUGGUGGUCACCAACACUCCCCGGACGCUGCGAGAAAUUUUGCCCGUCCUCUUUUCGCUGCUCCUCGGCGGCCUGGCCAGCAACUCGAGCGACCGACAGCAGGUGGCCGCCAGGACGCUGGGCGAUUUGGUGCGCAAGCUGGGCGAGCGAAUUCUCCCCGAGAUUAUUCCCAUUCUCGAGGAGGGACUGGAGUCGGAGCGCGCCGACCAGCGCCAGGGCGUGUGCAUUGGCCUGAGCGAGAUUAUCGCCUCGACGAGCAAGGAGAUGGUGCAGGCCUUUGCCGAGAGUCUCAUUCCCACGGUGAAGAAGGCGCUCUUUGACGAGCUGCCCGAGGUUCGCCAGGCCGCCGCGCAGACCUUUGACCAGCUCUACCUGGCGAUUGGCACCAAGGCACUGGAUGGCAUCCUCGCCAACCUCGUUGACAGCCUCGACGACCCGAAUGCGGUGGAGCAGACGCUGGACACGCUGCGAAACAUGAUUUCAUUCAAGAGCAAGGUCAUUUUGCCCUACCUGGUUCCCAAGGUAAUUGCCGAGCCAGUCAACACGCGAGCACUGUCGUUUAUCUCCUCGGUCGCAGGUGACUCUCUCUCCAAGUACCUGCCCAAGAUUAUUCCCGCCAUUUUGUCUGCCCUGAGCGCCUCGUUUGGCACUCCCGAAUAUGAACAGCAACUUGAAUACUGUCGCUCUGUCGUGGCGUCCAUUUCCGACGAGAAUGGCUCCCGAUCGGUGGUCAUUUGCCUGUUGGAGUCCAUCAGCUCGGAUGACUUAAACAUUCGCCGAGCGGCCACCACGCUGAUUGUCACCUACUGCGUGCACUCCAAGCCGGCCAACAUUUCCAGCUACCGCUCGCAGCUGUGGCGUGGACUGGUCUUUAUGCUCUCCUCGGAGGACGAGUUUAUCCUCAACCAGUCGAUUGAGGCGCUGCACGCCCUCACCAAGACCAUGGACAGCAAGGAGCAGAUUGAAAUGGUGGCGGAAAUUUCCAACGCCCUGCGCUACACCAUCAGCGACUAUGACAAUGUCAUUCUGCCUGGCUUUACCACCAACAAGGGCAUCCUCCCCAUGAUGAACAUUUUCAAGGAGGCGCUGCUCAACCCCAACAUGGACGUCAAGGAGUACGGCGCCACCGGGUACCGCGACAUUAUCAAGCACGCCAGUCCGGAGGCGCUCAAGCCCUCCGUCAUGGGCAUCACCGGGCCGCUGCUGCGAAUCGUCGCCGACCGCAUCUCCAACAGCAUCAAGGCCACCAUUAGCGACAUUCUCUCCAUCAUGAUUUUCAAAGCCGGCGCCCAGCUGAAGCCCUUUUACCCGCAGAUUCAGGUCUUUUUCAUGCGAUCUCUGGGCGACGCAAAUCGAAACGUGCGCCUUCAGGCGGCCGUGUCGCUGAGCCGCUUUGCCACGGUUCACGCCAAGAUUGACCUGUUUUUCGGCGAGCUCUUGACGCUGCUCAAAAACACCCCCCACAAUGAGCUGUGCAUGCGAGAGACGUCCUACUACGCCCUCCGACUGGCCAUCUCCUCGGCCGGGCAGCGAGCUUCCAAGGAGAUUCACCACCAGAUUAUUGAGAUUGUCUCGGGCGAAAAGGAGAGCACCAUUGACUCGUACCGCGUGACGGCCGCCUCGUGCCUAGGGGCGCUCUGUGCGGCAAUGGACGACAAGGACCUGUCGACCAUUGUGCACCUGCACCUGAUGAGCGACAAUCAAAAGGAGCUGUGGACUAUUCGCCACUUUCGCUCCAUUGUAAUGCGAAUCGCCCUCAAGGACUCGUUUAAUCGCCUCAUGUCGGAGCAGUACGAAUGGGGCGAGCAGCUGUACAGUGUCACGCUGAGCUUUAUCACCUCGACCAAUGUGCCCAUCAUUGUCAGCGGCAUCAAGACGGCGGCGUACAUAAUUGACCACUGCCUGGAGAAUAAGGUGCUGCCUAUGCAGCCUCUGGUGGCGGCCUAUGCCAGGGGAAUGAACAACUCCAACAAUGACGUCAAGCAGGCCGUGGCAGUGUCGACCAUUUUCUGGGCCAACCGGCGAAGCGAGUUUCCCAUUAUUCUCUACCGCACAAUAGUUCCGCUCCUGGUCAAUUGUUGCAAAGAAAAGAACACGGCAGUGCGAGUGCACGCUGAGCAGGCAUUGGUGGCCAUGCUAAAGCUCAAAGACCCAGAAUCGCCCGUCUACCAAAAGUGCCUCAAGGCGCUGGACUCGGGGGCGGCGGGCUCGCUGGCAGACUGCGUCGCCAAGAUGAAAAAGGCCAUUGCCAAGUGCGAGAUUAAGGAGGAGGAGUUUGACGACACGCUGCCCUCCAACCUCAAAGAAGUUUAA
Messenger RNA from Rhagoletis zephyria (snowberry fruit fly), 6726 nucleotides. NCBI's taxonomy places the organism in Eukaryota, Metazoa, Arthropoda, Insecta, Diptera, Tephritidae. The record is from RefSeq and is a predicted model, not a curated record.